UUUUAAUUCAGCUGUAUUUACACAGCUCUAAUCAUAACAAAUGAUAAAAAUUGAAUAGUAUCCACAGGCGCAAUACAUUAAACUCGACACUCAACAACGUCAACAUUACAUCACAACAAACAGUUUGUCCAACCAUUAUGAGCCAUGGCCCCAAUAUGGUCGAUCUACAGGAUUCAGUCCAUACGGACCUGGUCCAAUUGUUUGAAAAAAUGCAGACCUGUAGUCAUCCCCUUAGCGACGUAAUCAUCAAAUUACGUGAUGGUCGUAAUUAUUAUGCUCAUGGCUGGGUUUUAGCUUUCAGAUCUUGUUAUUUUCAACGGAUGCUCGAAUGUCGGCUUGGUGAAAGCCAAACACGAUGUAUAAGAAUAGAAGAUGAACCCUAUCUUAUCGAGCAACUAUUACGAUACCUGUACUUGGGACAAGUACAGUUCGAAAAUCUCCAUCAGCUUCUGUGCUUAUGCUUAACUGCUGACAAGUACCUUGUUGAUAGAAUGAAUGAAGCUUUGGUUGAACAUGUGCGAAAUGGAUGGAUCAACCAGUUCACCGCAGUUUCGAUCUAUCGAUUUAGUUUUCAUUUCGAGCAAAGAAGAUUGGCUCAAUUUGCUACCGAUUAUUUGUUGGAGAAUGGUCACCAGGUUUUAGCAAAUCGUUCGCUUAUGAAUCUGCCACCCAAACAAUUAAAAACAUUGAUAGUAAAUGAUGAUUUCCAUUGCAUAGAGAAUGACCUGCUUGAUUUUAUUUUAGCUUAUAUCAGCUACUAUAGCUCUGAGUACAGUGGCCAAAUUCAGGUACGAACAUUCGAUUCAACCAUUGUACCAUCACAGUUUCGCUUGAAAUUAGACGACAUUGGUAUUGAAACAAUCACCAUGGAUCCUGUAUUGACGAACGAUAUGGCCGAUAACCAAGAUAAGCUUUUCUUAUUGAAUCGUUCUGAUCAAGAAUCAUUAUUGCAAUGUAUACGACCACAAGCCUUGUUACAAACUGAUAAUCUUAUAAAGUCGCUGUUGUUGAUCUAUGAUACUCGACUAGUCAGUUGGUGCAAUGACCAGCUCCACUUGGCUGAUAAUCAAUGUCCAUUACGUCAUUGCUAUCCAAUCUCUAACCGUCGUCGUUAUCGAAUUGAACCACAAUCAGGUCUUAUACGACUUCAAAACAGAAUAUUCGUUGACACCGUACUGAUUGGACACUCGGAUUCAUUGCAGCCAUUGUCCCAGUGCUUUGUUGUGUUCGAAUAUGCAAUAGAUAAUCAUCAUCAUCAUCAACAACAACAACAAUGGCACAAAGUAGCUAGUGUCAAAAUGCGAAUGGUGAAUCAAAAGACAAUAGAAUUUCGUCUAGCUCGAAUUAUAGAUGCACUCUACAUUCGAUUGCCAUUGUGCAAUUGGAUAAGUCAGACAAGAGCAAUCGUAGCUGAAAUGGAUCUAAAUGGGCUACUGUAGUAGAU
This is a messenger RNA of Dermatophagoides farinae (American house dust mite), 1444 nucleotides long. RefSeq lists its product as uncharacterized. Gene Ontology annotation, molecular function: protein binding. The record is from RefSeq and is a predicted model, not a curated record. Lineage: Eukaryota; Metazoa; Arthropoda; Arachnida; Sarcoptiformes; Pyroglyphidae.